AUGUUAUUAUUAUUAUUACUAUUAUUAUUAUUAAGUAUUGUGAAUUCUUCUCUUCUAACAGGGCUGUCUUGUUCUUCUUCAAAUUCUCGUGACCAAAACAUGAACAUUUUAUUGCAAAGUUCAUCUGGAGUCAUUGAAAGCCCAGGGUAUCCAGAUGGUUACUCUUAUGAGGUGAUCAGCCAAUGCCACUGGAAGUUAGUAGCCCCAGAGGGUAAAAUGGUUCGCUUGACAUUUCUGAGUUUUCAAAUGAAUGAUUAUGAUAUAGUGGAAAUCAAAGAUCCUGUUGAUAAUUGGAGUGCCUACCGCUCGAUAAUGCGAUCUGGUUAUUUGCCUACAUUCACUAUAUUCUCAACUGGACGGCAGCUUGAGAUAAAGGUGUCAGGAAAUCGCGGAAAAACUGGUCCAGGAUUUUCUGCAACUUACAAGAUGGUACCUGCUGCAGGUGGGGACAAAGAUAUUCUUGGUUUGGCAUAUUAUACAAAUCACUUUUUGCUUGUUAGACUGUUAGACUGGUUUGAUUCAGUGUAAAAUACGAUGUUAAGAAUGAAUUUUGAGACAGUAUCCCUUCCAUUGUGGGGACCAACUGAGCCUCAAUACUCUUAGCUUGCAGAGCAGGCAUAAUUUUGGCAAGCGAGUGUUCAGUAUUUUCUUAACAGAAAUUAUGGCCACCAUCUUUGAUUUUAAUGGCAGCAGAAGGCUAGGGAGAGAAAGAAAUUUGUAGCUAGGGGGCAGUUGAUGGUCAAAAAUAAGGAGAGGGGUAGGGGUAGGGAAAUGAAGGUUACCCCCAUUGUCCACUCCAACUCCAAAAUCAAACAUGGCCAGUCAGAUAAACAAUUGCGAGCUUAUAACAUUAGCUGGCAUCAAUAAGAUGCCUGCCCCGCAGGCUACAACACUCUCGGAGGGACUGUUAAGUAAGUUUUACUGUUUUUAUAUGUUUUCUAAAACAUAAGUUUUGAUAAUUAACCCUUUAACUCCCAGAAGUGAUUGGGAGAUAACUUCUCCCUAUAAUAUCCAUACACCAUUCAGCAAACAGGUGAUGAGAAUAUUAAAACUUAUCAUGUAGAGGAUGUUAUUAUUGAUCUAACACCGAAUUCUCUAACUGAUUGAAAAGAAGCUAGAGGGGAGAAUUAAAAAUCAGAUCCUGGGAGUGAAAGUGUUAAGAAAAUUGUAUGCUACAACACAGGAGGAUAUUGUUGAAUAUAACAACCAGUUAAAGGAAAAGCUGAAGGAGAAAUAGAUUCUUUUUAGUUGGGAGAAUUUCCUUUUAGAUGCCUAUGAAGAGUUAAAUUUUAACUUAAGGAGUUGCAUUGGUGCUAGAUUAUUUUGUAACAUGUCCUUUCUUUCUGCUUUUUUUUAAGUUUCACAUGGAAAAUGCAACCCUGAAAAAAAUACCACAGUGCACCUGACAGGUGAAGGGAUGAGUUUUUUUACUCCGAAAUUUCCUAUGUACUUGGGCAAAGGAGCUGCUUGUGUUUGGAACAUCACAGUUUCUGGUGGAAAGUUUAUCAAGCUGACAUUUUGGAGUUUCAGAGCCUCUGGAUGUGAGAAGAACUAUGCGAAUGUUUCUGAAGUGACAAAUGGCAAACAGACAUUCUUAGAAAAGUUCUGUGAUAAUCCAUACAGAAGAGAUCAGGUGGUAUACUCAACAGGACACAAUCUACUUAUCUCUGCACUAUUCAAGAAAGGUGGAUUUGUUGCCACCUUUGAGGCUGUCAGCACCAUUCCUGGUGGAGAUUCUUGUCUCAAUGAUGACGAAAUAGAGCUGAGUAGAAGUUCUGGUGAAUUUGCAAGUUAUGGCUUUCCCAAUCUCUACCCUAACGAUGCUAAGUGUACCUGGACAAUAACAGCCCCCCCUGGAUAUCUCAUUCAGUUAACUUUUAACUCAUUCAACUUGGAGCCUUCUCAAAAUUGUAAAAAAGAUUUUGUGAAGGUUGUGGAAGGCACACUCUAUAUUGAUAAUCCGGGUAACACUGUUCUUGGCACAUUCUGUGGUUCAACAUUACCAGGAGUUAUUCGAUCAAAAUACUCAACAAUGUACAUAAAUUUUGAGACAGACAGAGCAGGAAUGUACCGAGGCUUCCAUGCAAGCUUCAUAACAUUUCCUGACCGUAAGUGCUCAUUAUAUACAAGAUAUCCCUCAUUUUAAUUGGUCAAAUAUUUUCUCUUCUGCACCAUUAAUCACGUAACUGAAUAUAGGUGGCAAAAUGCAAGGAAAUGGCAUCAAUGUUCCACUAGUUCUGAUCCCAAAUUUUCAAAUCUUUCAUUCAAUACCAUGAAAGUCUUCUUCAUGGGUUGAUUCACUUUACAAGAAUGUGUUGCUGUCAUUACAGAAGAUAAGGAAAACCUGUUUGUUUGGAAAGUUGCUUUGAAUUCUGUAGCCAAUAUCUGUUUUCAAUGCUUGCUGCUUCUUAAGAAAGGGCUUUCUUUGUCUGGUUGAGGUGUGGACAAAGAAGAACUUCUGAGUCCUCAUAAAGAAUGGAGCCUCAGACUAAUGGUUUUAUUUUUUAACCAUAAUUCUUGUUACCAGUAUAUCAACAAUACUAUUACUUUUUUUAAAAACAAUACCAUUGUUGGUGGUGUAAAAAAAAGAUGGUGAAUUUUUAAGGCUGGUGUUCCAGUGAAAGAAGAUAUAAAUAACACAGACAUAAUCAGAGAAAAAGAACUCGGAGUGCUCCCAUUAGGAGUCAGUCCUCUGACUUUCCAUUAGUACUUUGCAUGCUCUUCCCACUGAGCUGUAGGAGACUCAUUGCAGGCUAGGCCAUUUAACUAUAGCCAGUGUGACAAACUUAUUUCAUACUCCAUUCAUCCAUCUUCAUUUGCAUCAUGAUUGUGCAUAAGCAUCAGAUAUUAAUAUUCCUAUCCUGGCAGCAUGCAGGAAGUUUGUCACUAUAGACCUAGUUAAAGGGCCUAGCCUUCCACGAAUCUCCCAUGGUCCAAUGAUAGAGCGUCCGAAGUAGUAAUCAGAAGGUGUAGGUUUGACUCCUAAUUUGCAGUACUCAGAGUUUUUUUCUUUGAGUAUGUCUGUGCCAUUCACUGAUUAACAUCCCCUUUUAAUGUUAUUAUUGACAUAAAUAUUAAAAACCGUUUCUGUUCUUUUUUUCAGCGAGUGUGGGACCCUGCAAACUUGAUGGAUUUGACAAUGUUAUUCAAAUGACAGGCAGCAAAGGGGAAGUUUUUUCGCCCAAAUUUCCUCCGGGGACCCCUCCCAGAGACAUGAUGUGCACAUGGACAAUCACAGUUCCUGAGAGACACUUUGUCAGGUUCAACAUGAUUUUAUUCAGGUUUGAUGGCGACUGCGGGAAAUGGAACACCAGCCUUGAAAUUCGCGAUGGAGGGAGUUCAGCCAGCAAUUUGUUAAAGUUAUACUGUGAAUAUAUCUUUUAUGGACGAGAGCUCUUCUCUAGCGGUCGGCAACUUUGGGUUAGGUUCAAAUCUCCCAGGGCUGAUUGGUCGUUUUCGCCUCGGUUCAGAGCAGUUUUUGAAGCAGUGAAACAAUGUAAGGCUUUAUUUAUUGAGUGCUGUUGAAUUUUUCUCUAUGUUGUGUUAGUUGCCAAUACGAAAGAGACAGUAUUUGCAAGGAAAAUCAUCUUUGCGGCGUCUUAACUAUUAUUGUAUUCUCAGUUAGUGCAUGCGCUAGGAUUGGUCAAUGUAGCGGGUUUUAUUUCACUCUACGGCCCGCUAAAUUCAAUAAUUUGUUUGAUAUGAAAUAUUCCUGCUAUAUUUGAACCCAGAGAUAUCAAAUAUCCAUGCUACCCUUAUUUCUCGGUCUGCACCGUAAGUUACGGAAACUCGUUUUUUUUCGCUCCGUGUUAGCCUGCGCGCCCCGCGUUGGGGCCGUACAUCCGUGUUGAAAAAAACUCGGUCCGCGAACUCGGUUUGCAAGAUGUACUUAAAAGCGAGAUUAUCUUAUAUUUAGGGGGCUUGUAAAUAAGGGGUCGUGAAUACUGACCUUUAACAGAGCGAAGGUAAAUAUUACACACAGAGACGUUAGGAACUGAUGUGCAUUCAUGCAUACAGCCGCUAGCGCGGGAAAACAUUUGCAACCAAGUCACGUUAGUUUUGAUUUUGCUUCUAAUUGGUCGAGAGCGUGUUUCACUUUUCUGGAACAGUAAUGCACUGCAGUGAUGAAAGGAAAUGCAUUACAAUGAAAUACCAGAUACUUCUACACUCGAUUUUAAUAUUGCUCUUUAGUGUUACCUUUUUAGAAAGGAAAAUUUUUUAAUUUUUAUUUUCGUAUUUUCAGUACCAGCCCCCUAUUCUUGCGUGACAGAUAAGCGCGACUUUGAUCUGUCGUCGGAGACUGGUGCCCUAGCCAGCUACAACUACCCUCUGCCGUAUGAUCUGCCGUAUACAGUUGACUGUACCUGGACAAUUAAGACUGGGAAACUGAGAAAAAUCCAACUGUGGUUCGACUCGUUUAAUCUAACAGACACCAAUCCAGAGUGUUCGCAUUCUGAUGUCGUCGAGGUCGGAGAUGGCGACUGGUCUCUGGGUGGGACACUGAUUGGAAAAUUCUGUGGAUCACAGAUGCCUCCAGUUAUAAACUCAAAUGACUCCACCAUGUGGGUCCGGUUUAUUACCACUGGAAAGACGAAACAUCCCGGAUUUAAAGCGAGCUACAAAUCAGUUGGUCGGUUUGAGUACCAUGUGUGCGUGUGGCAUGGAAAUUCUUUGGGUUUUGAGUUUUGCGUAUUUUACGGACAGCGGAGACGUAGCCAGGGGGAGGUCCAAUGUUACCUGUGCGCCCCUUACCCCCUCCCUCCCCCCCCCACUUUGUGAGAUGAUAUAUAUUUAUAUAUAUAACUAUUUCAAAACGCUCAACCUAUAUAAUCCAGGUGGCGAAAAAGCGCAAAUCCGUAGAAUCUACACGGCACGAAAAAUAUCUCGUAUGGUGAAACAAAACCUAGAUGUAGAUAUAACGUUGGGGUGGAGAAUCUAAGUGUUAUUUGCCUGAACCCCCCACCCUCCCCCCUCCCCACCCUUUUAAAAAUAACCUAGCUACGCCGUUGGUUGGUCUUCGACCCUUUUUGGGGAUGAGAGAAUCUGGCGGAGAUUUUAAACUUUCAUUCAACAAAAGGGUGGAUUCUCGAGCGUAUAUUUAUUUUGCUCUAUACGCGCCAAUAGCCCAUUACCCUGACGCGCAAAUAGUGGUUGUAACUCUCCCCAUAUCUCUCUCUCGGGGCCUGAAAGUUUUCCCCUGCCCCUCCCCCCUUAUCCCCCUUCUCCUUCCCCUUCCUUUUUCCCUCUUUGUUAGAACGAAGCCGUUAUUUAUUGUUGUUAUUUUUACUCUCCCCAGUGUCCACUCAAGGCAUUCUGGUGAUACUGGCCGGUUGUCUCGGUGGGGUUCUUCUUUGUUUAGUGAUUGGAAUUGGAUGCCGCAGAUAUUGCAGGUCACGUCGAUAUCGAGCCACACGCGGUGACGAAAUUUUAGUUAUUCCGUUGCGCGAAGAAGAUGUCGCCACUGAAUUGUAAAUGAGCCUGUUAAUAUGAACCAUGAAUUCUUAGAUCAGUGUUGCUUCAGUAAUACUAAAGCUGCACGUGAUUUUGAGACCAAACGAAGGGUGACUCUCUUGCAGCAAUUAUAAACUCCAAGUCGAUUUUUGCUCUCCAUGCACUGCAAGAACAUUGGUGGAAAGAAGAGAUUUCUCCUACUUUAGAAAUCACCUACUGGUGCUCAGAAAAAAAAGGAGAAAAAAAGAUGAACUUACAACAGGGGGUUGCUAUACCAAACCUAGAGUGAAGCUGGGUUAAUUUUGGUGGACCAUAUUCUGAAAAAUAUUCAGAAAAGUAAUAUAACUUUAUUUGUUUUGAAUUGUACACAUCACUGAAUUUAUAACACGAUGAUACCUUGGACAUUUUUAACUACAGUUAAACUGUAAUAUUAAAUGAGGUGCUGGCUAUAGUUACACAUAAGAUGUCCACAAAACGUGUGGUUAUGAGUGAUAUUGUUAUUAAGGACAAGUCAUAGAGUAUGGAGGUCGAAAAAUAGAUUGCUCCCGGCCUUCCAAUCCCCUUUACACGUGAAAUGCCUUGUUGAGUCACACAAACAACACCCUGAAACGUUUGUUUUUAU
Messenger RNA from Pocillopora meandrina, 6073 nucleotides. The record is from the annotation of a GenBank genome assembly. Lineage: Eukaryota; Metazoa; Cnidaria; Anthozoa; Scleractinia; Pocilloporidae.